Messenger RNA from Owenia fusiformis, 3187 nucleotides. Lineage: Eukaryota; Metazoa; Annelida; Polychaeta; Sabellida; Oweniidae. The record is from the annotation of a GenBank genome assembly.
UUGUUGUCGUAAACAAUAAAAUUAAAAGAAAUCAAGCAUUAAAUCACAGGCAACAAAUUUGAAUUGUAAACAUAUGAUUCGACAAAUGUGUUAUAGAAAUCAAAAGUAAUGAUUAUCCCGGCUGCUAGAAUCGUGUAAACAGUAAUGUCGUAAACGAAACUCCGAAAGCUAAGCCUACUUUGAGUUACUUGAAAAGUUUCAGUUUGUUACAGAUUUGUUUAAAAAACCGUCGAUUUUCCAUCAUUCUACAACUUAUCAUUAGACCAUUGUAUGAAUCGGAGCUCGAAAAGCAUUCCAGAAUUUAUAGGAACAUGUUUCUACCCAUGGAAUUGAUUGCAUUUGUCCAAUUGUAGAAGAUGGUAGUCUACAUAAACCGGCUGAUGCCAGGAUGCAGGGUGGUAGAGAUAUUUUCAACCAUCAUUGGAUAUCAGGAAGACAUGCGCAUAGUCUCACAAAUAGAUAAAGCCUGGCUAAAGAGUAGGAAUGUUACAAAGCUGAAUCCACUGGGAAAAUUGCCAUUUUUGACAUCUGAUUCUGUAGGAUUUAACAACAGCUUUGCUAUCAUCCAAUACAUGUGUGAGAAAAGUAAUAAAGGAGCUGAGUUAUUCCUGGGAACUACAGCAGCGUCUUCAGUGACAGAAUUCCUUGGUUUCUGUACCCAGGAUCUGAAUGUAGCUGCCCUUAGAUUAAUGAAUUGUGUAUUGAAAAAAUUGAAAGGAGUUGAUCCCAAGGAUCAAGAGUAUGUGAAUGCAACAGAACAACUCUACACUGUGCUAGACUAUCUCUUGGAGAGGUUUCUUGCGGGAUAUUCCUUCAUUCUUGGCUCGAAGUUGACUGUCUGUGACCUCUAUGGUUCCUGUUACGUUACACAGGCCUUGGGGGCAGGAGUAAAACUCCCAGCAAAAUAUCGAGAGAUUGAAUCAUGGUUAGAACGAGUAGAGACAUCUGUUGGAGAAGUUUUUACGAAAACUCACCAGGGAAUCAGAAUGAUAUCUUCCUAUGUGAAAACUGCGCUUUGGUACCAACAGUUAAAACAAACCCAAAUGGAGCAAGAGAUGCUGCAAUUGCAAGUAAAACUUGACAAUUAUUACGAACAAUUCGCAAAAAUUGAUGACACAAAAAUGAAAGAUGCAAUGGAUGUUGUUGAAACAGUACGUAAAAAUAUCCAGGAGUUCUUCGAAACAAGACUUCCAAAUUAUCCAGUUGGGAGGAUUGUUCUGAGUGGAAGCACAGCAGAUCACACAAAGGUGAUUACCCCUGAGGAGUUUGAUUACAUGAUUCCUUUAAAGAUCCCUAAAGGAAUUUUCCAAAUUGAUAACCCAUCGAGGCCACUGUACAAUCAGAUCGUGUUAGUACAACAAAAGGAAAAGGCUGCCAACUGGAAUGGUUGGUGUGACCUGAUAGUCCACUACACGAAGACAUAUGAUGAUGAAAUGAUCGAGGAUAAAUACUAUCUAUCCCCAAAGAAAGUCGCCGUUAAAAUUCAAGAUUUACUGGAGCGUAUUCUGAAUUCUUGGAUCAAAGAAUUUAAACUACCUGACAGGGUGAUUGAAAUCCGACAAGUGAAACCUGUUGAUUUGACAUAUGGACCAAACACAACUCUUCAGGUGACGUAUGACCUGCGUCCGCAAAAACGAUUUGAUGUUGAUUUCACAGGGUACAUUCAAACUGAUGAUAACUGCCUCCCUCAUGUUGUGAAUAAAAGCUAUGAUAAACAAUCCAUGCCAGUCUUCAUUAAGAAUUCCUGUGGACCAGGUUAUGAACCUGAAACUCUAUUGGAAUUUCUCGAUCCCGUGAUAUACUGGAGAAAGUCCUUCUCUUUUGCUGAAUCUCAACUGGUAGGAGACCCAAAACUUGAGGAAAACAUGAGAAAAUGUUUAAUGAUUUACAAGGCGAUUUUCCACAAUAACAGCAACUUUCACGAUGAUGUUCUGACCUCAUACCAUCUGAAGAACAUUGUUCUAAACCUUGCGUAUGAGCGUGACACAUUGAAGCAAGACACGGAAAUUGAUACCCCUGAUAGCAUAGAGACUGUACCAACCCCUGCGUUUACACGAAUGCCAGAAGUGAAUGCAAUAAAGCCCUAUACCUCUACACCCAACAAGUGGCUUGAAAAAUCACUUCCUGAGCAAUUUAUCUCAGUGUUAAACUCACUCCUGAUGUUUGUACGAUAUGGAAGGAUGCCUUGGCAUUUCGACUCGAAUGUAACUCUCGUAUUUGACAUCGGGAAUCCGAAAAAAACGCGGCAAAGCAGAUGUUGUGAAACUAAAGAAAAGACUAGCCAGAUAUUUGACCGAUGUAACAAACAAAAAAGACUUUGAUAAACUGUUUGAGAUUGAUGAGGAUAGAUGGCCAGCUGUUAAAACGCUGAAAGUUCACUAUGGACCAGUUUAUGGAUAUAGUACAGGAGGUGGUUGUUAAUUUUAUAAACUGAUAUCAGGUCUUCAGAUCCCCUUAUUGUAAUUUCUUCAAUCCUUCUUUGGCUGCCUGUAAUGAUGAGUUGCAUUGUUAGUCUCAGGUUGUAUUCACAUUUUGAGAUGUGCACACAUCAACAGUUUUAAACGUCAAACUACAUAACAUGGAAGCUACAUUUAGUUUAUUAACAGAUUUUACAUGAUAAAUAUGAUUAUGGCAAAAUAAGCAGUAUAUCCUGAGAUUAGGGUAGCUUGCAAUAUUGGAAGUUCUCUGACAUUUCUUACUGGAAUACAUAAAUUCCACUUCCACUUAUUAUAGAGGUAGACCGGUGAGUGUGGAUGUUCACACGUAUAGUAUUAUCCCAUGCUAUGCAUGUUUUCAGCAAGGGCAAUUGUUAUGGUUACUUUUUAAAAAUUGCUAAAUUGAAUAGACCCCUAUCCCCAGGAGUGUAGCAUAUGGACACUCAGCUGCUUUCAUUAUUUUUUGCUGUUACAUCAUUAUUUAGAUACAGAAGAUUCUAAUUUUGAAUAACCUGUAAGUUAUAUUUCAUGUAUAUUCAACAUGAUUUAUCACACCCUGCGGUGCUGUAUUGUAUUGUAUUGUAUAUUGCUGUGUAUUGUUAUCAGUUAUUUUAACUGUUUUCAGUUAUGUUAAUUGGUAUCAAAACAACAUUUUAUUGAUUCACAGACCUUAAGUCUUGUGUGCGUAAUCUUGUUUACAGAGAUGCUUUUUGGUGUAAAAAUUGAGUACUGGAUAGUUUAGGGCAUGAUGG